UCGGGCUCCAUUUGAACGGGAACAGCGUAGUGCGCGCAGGACCAUGUGCAGAGCUGCUCUCUUCUCGGCGCUGCUUGUCACCGCUUGGUCGCUGGCGAAAGGAAUGGACUGCCCGUCCAUCCCCAUCCCACUGGCAGAGGCUGUCGUGGAAGCACACGGCUGUAUGACCAAGAUGGGCCGGCCGGUCAAGAACGAAGAGUAUGACAAAGUGCAGAACUUCCUGAUGCGGUGUGCGGAGCGCCAGCAGCCAGGCAGCUCUAACCCACUCGUGUUCCUCAUGAUGGCCUGCUCUGACGCCAAGUACCUGGACGGGACGGCUGAUUGCAUGUUCGGUCAAGAAGAGGCCAUAUUUAAAGAGCUGAACCUCACUCCUGCGGAUAAACAAGGCGGCGACCUCGUUUUUAAAUGUCUCAAGGACUUUCACGGAGACCUUGUCAAGAAGCGUCGCAAGCCCUGACGACAUUUUGGAAAGCAGCGGCAAGCUUUCAAGUCUGAAUAAAGAAGGUUAUAUAACUCAACACGUAUUUCUUCUGGAAAUAUGCACCAACUAGCUCCCCAACAAGUAUUACUCAGUUAUAUUUCUUCUGACAUUACUGAGAGCACCGCCAAUGGGAACUUUCGCCUGUGCAAACGUGAUGUGCUUCAGUGCAUGCUUUAGGUGCCUGUUAUAAGCGAGCAGUUGGUCUCGA
Messenger RNA from Dermacentor albipictus, 689 nucleotides. Lineage: Eukaryota; Metazoa; Arthropoda; Arachnida; Ixodida; Ixodidae. The record is from RefSeq and is a predicted model, not a curated record.